GUUUCUGUUUCUUCUGUCUGCUUUCAAGCUGUGUGGAAAGAUGGGCAUUAUGAGUUUGACUUAUUCAUCUGUCUUGCUAUUGGGGAUCCUCUUCCCACCGAGAACCACACAGUCAUUCGAUCCAUCCACUUGUACUACAAGAAAACUAGUAGUGACAGAUUGGAGUGUGAUUGGUGAUGGCGUCCAUGAUGAUACUGCUGCCAUGAGGCAUCUCCUGUCAUUGCCUUUGGGUGAUGAUGAUUGCCAAACGAAACAUAUUGUGAUUCCAGCUCAUGCUACCGUGCUUACGUAUCCGCUGAAUUUGACCAGCCACACCAUUCUCCAGGUCGACGGGAGCUUGGUCGCCAUGGCAUCGACCCACCAUUGGCCCAUCAUGCCACCAGUCGAAAUUUACGGAGAUAGCGAAGACAGAUACGGUGGUUUUACCGUGAAUCAAUACCAAGCAUUUCUCUACGCACACAAUUCCUCACACAUUCGCAUCACGGGCCAAGGUGUCAUUGAUGGCAAUGGGCCCUAUUGGUGGGACUUGUUCAAGCGACGAGAUCCAGCACUCAAACCAGCCGGACGGCCCAAUCUCUAUCAAACGGUUUAUUGCUCCCACUUGGAAAUUGAUACCGUUACCAUGAAGGAUUCUCCCUUUUGGACCGUCCAUCCCAUGCUAUCCUCCGAUAUUCAUAUUCAUCACAUGAAAAUACGAGCACCCCUCUAUGCGCCAAAUGUCGAUGGUGUGGACCCUGAUUCUGCACAGAACGUUAUGGUGGAAUACAAUGACAUUGCCUGUGGCGAUGAUCAUAUUGCCAUCAAGGCCGGUGUCUGUGGCCUCAAGCCAGCCUACUACAAUGAAUGCAUGGACCCCGCCUGGUCACAACGUGUCAAAGGCUACUUGACCAAGAAUGUCACCAUUCGCCACAAUCUAUUCCGUACCGGUAUGGGAAUUGCUAUCGGAAGUGAAACCAGUGGCACGGUUCGGGAUGUGUUUAUCUACAACAACACGAUUGGAUAUUGUCAAAGUGGUGAUAAAACACUCACGUCUUGCGGAUGGGGUCCCGCCUUGCACAUCAAGACUACCCUUACACGCAGUGGUUCCAUUGACAAUAUCGUAUUUGACCGGAAUAUUAUUUACAACACCAGCAUGUUUAUCUUUCUCGAAACCAAUUAUCAAGUGGGCAAACAAAAACUACCCUCCAACUAUCCCAAAACCGUGGUGCAAAAUAUCGUCUUUUCCAACAAUCAAGCUGUGGGACAAGCCAUGGGUGCUGGUUUUAAUUGCGACAAGCUGGAUCCCUGUCACAAUAUCACCGUGGUCAACAAUACCAUUGUCAAAGCAACACAUGACAAUCAUAAUCCAUGGGGGUGCAAGUUCAUUGAAUCGUAUAAUGUCCACAACAACACACCGGGAGGACUGGAGGAAUGCAUGGCCAAGAGCAUGAACCAAACGAGCCACGUGGACGAGUACUAUGCAGAAGACAGACUGGGCAAGCCAGGGACCCCUUGGUGGUUGGAUUCCGCUGCUGUGAACUAGCUAGCUAGAUUGGACGUAAGCAAAGUUGGCGACGAACGUAUUUUGCAGCGGGAGGGUGAGAUGUGUUCAGAUCAGCCAAGGAUUGCCCAGCAAGGCCAUCCACCACAAGACUUUCAUAUACUAGUAGCUAGCUAGAUUACACCACACAAUGCACACCAGUACGUGCUGGUCUGCAAUAACUACUGCCAGCUUGACCUUGCUUUGUGAAGCCAGGUCCAACCACCCCCCGGCAGACCCCCCAACUAACCGCCGUUUUACAAUGUUGGCCACCGGACCUUUACAGUAUUUGACACCCCUUUCCCUCAUUAAAAAGAGAUUCACGAUACGGCCACACAAAACAGAAACACAAGAGAUACCAGCAUGAUCGAUGGUGAGCAUCUAUUAUGAGAUGGGCAACAAAAACCAACGACAACAACCAAAAACAGAUGAUUGGUAAAUACGAAUAAGAAAUUGAAUUUCAUGAAUUACAAACACAUUGACUGCAUGUACAGUCCACAGGAAACGGAUCUCGAUCUGGAGCACAAUCAACAUUUACCCGAAACAAACCUGGGUUGGAACAAAGACUGUCGGGCACACUGCCGGUCAAAUGUGUGCCAUACAAGUACAACCCAGUCAAUGCGGUCAACAAUCCGAUUUCUGAAGGAAUGGGUCCACUGAGGUUGUUGUAAGACAAGAACAACCAUUUUAAUGAGGUCAUCAAUCCAAUUUCCGACUGAAUGUUUCCGCUCAACUGGUUGUUAUCCAACCACAAGUGAAGCAAAGCAGUCAACAAUCCAAUCUCAGUUGGAAUGCUUUCGUUGAACUGGUUGUCAUGCAAGCCCAAAUCAGUCAAUGCAGUCAACAAACCAAUCUCGGUAGGCACACCUCCACUCAACUGGUUGUCACGCAACCACAACCAAGUCAAUGAGGUCAACAAUCCAAGCUCACUUGGAAUCUCACCCACCACAUUGUUGUCACCCCAAUCCAAAUAUGUUAAGGCAGUCAUGUAUCCAACCUCAGUCGGGAUGGAUCCAGUGAGACGAGCCCUCCGGCGAUCAAUCCGAUUCGUAUUUGCAACAGAAUAGGUUGUACCAAAAAACUCAACUGUCUCUGGUGGUGUGACCGAGGGUGGAUUUGUAGUUGGAUUGAGAGUGGGCUGUCUGAUAGUUGGUUGUGCUGUUGGGUCAAGAGUUGUUCUUUUGGGUGGAGAAUUGGUCGGUUUGUUUGUAGAAGGAGCUACAGUAGGGUUGCCGGCAGAGGGUUGCUUGGUUGGAGUUGUUGAUGGGCUACUCGUGGGAUUCUUGGUUGGAUUGGGAGUGGGCUGUGUAGUAGUUGGUUGCACUGUUGGGUCAAGAGUUGUUCUU
Molecule: messenger RNA, 2865 nt
Organism: Seminavis robusta
Lineage: Eukaryota; Bacillariophyta; Bacillariophyceae; Naviculales; Naviculaceae
Source: the annotation of a GenBank genome assembly